This is a messenger RNA of Wallemia ichthyophaga EXF-994, 1929 nucleotides long. RefSeq lists its product as uncharacterized. The record is from RefSeq and is a predicted model, not a curated record. Gene Ontology annotation, biological process: intracellular monoatomic cation homeostasis. Gene Ontology annotation, molecular function: calcium ion binding; ribosome binding. Lineage: Eukaryota; Fungi; Basidiomycota; Wallemiomycetes; Wallemiales; Wallemiaceae. The coding region runs from base 1 to 1929 and encodes 642 amino acids. Gene Ontology annotation, cellular component: mitochondrial inner membrane. The transcript has 2 exons.
AUGCUACGCCGAUUUCCAUUGCGCGUACAACCACGCACACUCACACCACUUACACACAAUUUGGCCCUCCGUGGCAGCUUGGUUGCGUCUCGCUCAGCGCCUCCUCUCUCGCUGCUCAAACAACAGCCACUGUCCACGCCUGCAACCGCACUGAGGCUCUACUCCACCAACAGCACAGAGAAAGAGAAGAAGCAUAAGGACGAUAAGGACUCGAAAGCAAUCACCACUGAUCCUCUCUCCACGAGAGUUUGGUCGAAAGUUAAGCACGAAGCUCAGCAUUACUGGCAUGGCUCCAAGUUGUUAGCCAAGGAAAUCAGAAUUUCCGCUAGAUUGCAGAUUAGAUUGCUUAGGGGAAAGAAACUCACACGUAGAGAAAGACGCCAGUUGAAACGCACGACUUCAGACCUUCUCAGGUUAAUCCCAUUCGUACCAUUCGUUCUUAUCCCUUUCAUGGAACUCUUCCUCCCCGUUGCUCUCAAGCUCUUCCCUAAUAUGCUCCCAUCUACUUUCGAAGACAAGUUCGCUGCUGAUGAGAAGAAGAGGAAGUUGUUGAGAGUGCGUCUCGAAAUGGCAAAGUUCUUGCAGGAAACUAUCAAAGAGUCUGGUAUUAGAGCUUCUGAAUCCGUUACUGGUAGUGAUGAGUUUAAGGAGUUCUUUAGGAAGAUUAGAACUACCGGUGAACACCCUUCUCAUAGCGAUGUAGUAAAGGUAGCUAGACUGUUCAAUAACGAUCUCACCUUGGACAACCUCAGUCGACCACAGCUCGUCUCAAUGUGUCGUUACAUGAAUAUUAACGCUUUUGGUACCGACAACUACCUCAGAGGUCACAUUAGAAGGCGAUUAGAACACCUCAAGAGAGAUGAUGUUCUCAUUAAAUCUGAAAAUGUUGACUCACUUUCUACUUCAGAGUUGCAACAUGCUUGUCAAUCGAGAGGUAUCAGAGUUGCAACGCACUCAAAUGCAAGAUUACGUGAUGAUUUAAGUCAAUGGGUUGAGUUGCACACUACACAAGAAAUAUCUGGUGUUCUUUUGGUCCUAUCCAAGGCAUUCAACUUUGCUCAUUUAGAAGACUCUGUUAUCGCUUCUUUGGAAGCAACGCUCUGUAGUCUUCCAGAUGUUCUUCUCAAUGAAGCUGAAUUAGAAGUGAGUGACGAAGCAACGUACAAGCAGAAGCUGGAUGUGUUGCAAGAACAAGAAGAACUCAUUGAAGAUGAAGCUGAGCAAGAGCAGAAGGAAGUUGAAGCUAGACAGGCUCAAAAGGAAGCUGAGAAGGCUAAGAAAGGUGAGGAGUUAGAGAAAGCUAGAAAUCUCCUACCUGAUCAAGAAACCGAUAAACAACACGAGGAUGACAUUCGCAUGACGCCUGAACAGCUCGGGGAAUUGGGUCAGGCUCUUAACAUUCUUUCUGCUAAAUCAUCAGUUCUCAAGGAAAGAGUUGAGUUAGAAACCCUAGUUGAACAAACUCGCGACGCUGAAAGACAGGCUGAGGAAGCUCAAGCUGGUUUACCUCAAGAGGAGAAGAAGGUAGAUAAGACGAAUGAGAAUGUUAAGAAACAAGUCAAAUCCAUGAUCAAUAAGAUUGAUAGUCAAUUAUCAGAUUACGACGAAAAAGUCGGUACACAACUCAAUCUAAUUCAAGUGAACAACCUUGGUCAGAUUUCUAUUCACGAUUUGAAGCAAGCAUUGAGAGUGAUUAAGCACUCACCAGAUGAAGAACAUAUCGAUACAAUAGUGCACAAAUUAGACGUAGACAAGGAUGGACUCGUUAUGCUCGACGAUGUCGUUGAAUUGGCUCAAGAGGAAGGUCUUGGUACUGUGCUUGACGACUCUUCCCAAAAGAUUGUCGAUCAAGGUAGCGAAAUUAGAGGUAAUGACAAAAAUAAUGAGUCUUCAAAGAAGAUCAAGAAGGAGGAAAUUGUGCAGCAUUAA